CCGGCGUAAAACAACAACAACAACAACAGCGCACGUGUAGCUUCCCGAUCAGCUGAUGAAGUAAACAACUUCUUUUCCUUCAACCUUUAGAUAAUGAGAUAGUAGAAACUCAAGCCAUUUCUACCUGCUGAAUGCCCCAGUCAUGUUACGAAUAGCAGUAAGAACAUGUACAAAUUUUCCAAACCAAUGGCAAUACUCAACAAGGAGGUGGAUCCACACCUCUAGGGUUAUGCGAUCUGUUGUUCCAGUGUUUCGACGAGCUGAACAGUACCAUGAUCAUGUAGCAUUAACUGACCAGCAUGGUGAACAUACCUAUAGUCAGAUUUAUAGGUUCAGUGGUCACCUGGCUCGCCUAAUGCAGGAUGUCCUAGGAAAAGACAGAGUACAAGAGAGAGUAGCUUUCCUGUGUCCCAACGAUGUAUCCUAUGUCAUUGCUCAAUGGGGAACGUGGAUGGCAGGUCACAUUGCUGUUCCUCUGUGCCCAAAACACCCACAUCCACAGUUAGACUAUGUUGUGAAGGACUGUCAGGCGUCGGCUAUCAUUACCACUUCUGAUUUAGCACACAAGAUCAAGCCAAUUCUCUCAGGGCAACAGGUUAUAGUCUUAGAAGAGUAUUUUUAUAAACAGUCCCCUGUUAGCAAAGAAAAUGAAGGCAGUCCAGAUGCAAGCCCUGAGUCCAUAACAGAAGAGAGUUCAACAGCAGAGUGGUAUGGCUUGGAUAAUGAAUUUUACUCCUUGAGCGAUGCUAUGAUUCUGUACACAAGUGGCACAACAGGACCCCCCAAAGGUGUUGUUUUGAGUCACAAGAAUGUAGCUUCACAGACAAGUUGCCUGAUCCAAGCAUGGCGUUGGACCUCUAGUGAUUCCAUCCUGCACUGCUUGCCGCUCCACCAUACCCAUGGCAUUGUCAAUGCUCUUUUAUGCCCACUACAUGUGGGUGCCAGAGUUGUCAUGUUACCAGAAUUUUCUGCAUCAAAAGUUUGGAGUCAUUUGCUUUCCCUGGACACCCCAGUCAUGUCACGAGUGAACCUCUUCAUGGCUGUACCGACAAUAUAUGCGAAACUGAUUGAGGAAUAUGAAGAUAAAUUAGUGAAGAAUACUAGAAUGAUAGAGUACGUGAAGGCAAUUUGCAUGCAGAAUAUAAGGCUCAUGGUAAGUGGCUCCGCAGCACUGCCUGUGCCCAUCCUGGACCAGUGGAGGAACAUCACAGGCCAUACACUCCUGGAACGCUAUGGGAUGACGGAGAUAGGAAUGGCCCUGUCUAACCCCCUAAAAGGAACUAGAAAGCCAGGUUUUGUUGGAACACCCCUCCCAGGAGUGGAAGUAAAGGUUGCCAAGUUCAUUCCUGGGAAAGAGGAGUAUGAGGUUCUUUGUGCUGGGAACAACCAGGGAACCAAGGUCUUCACUGAUGGGGAGGCUGGUGAGCUUCUGGUAAGAGGCCCUAAUGUGUUUAAAGAAUACUGGAAUAGGCCUGAGGCUACCAAGAAGGAAUAUACUCAUGAUAAGUGGUUCAGGACAGGGGAUACUGCACAGUACAUAGAUGGAGCCUACAAAAUCUUGGGGCGGACUAGCGUGGACAUCAUCAAGAGUGGUGGGUUUAAGAUCUCAGCCCUUGAUGUGGAGCAGCACCUCUUGGAUCAUCCUCAUAUUGCUGAAGUGGCUGUGGUUGGGCUUCCAGAUAUCACAUGGGGACAAAAGGUCGCAGCUGUCAUUGUAUGGCAGAAGAAAGAGCCCCUUGAUCUGGUGAAGCUUCGUAACUGGGCACGGGAGAGGAUGCCCCACUAUCAGGUACCGUCCGUGGCUAUAACCAUAUCAGAACCCUUGCCACGCAAUAAUAUGGGGAAGGUCAACAAGAAGCAGAUUGUGAUGGAUUUCUUUCCAGAUAGUAUGAACCAGCAGUAAGCUGGCUUUGUGUGUUGAGGGUAUGGGUGACUGGCUGUGAGGAGGUUCUUUUAGGGUAUGAGUGGGAUUUUGUUUGUAGGUGUGAUAUUGGCAACAGUUAUUGUCCUUUCAGUCAACCUCAGGGUUGAUUGAAGUUGAAUUUAGUCAAAGCAAAGAAUAAGAUAAUGUAGAGGCAGCUACUGUCUAUAGAGAAAAGCAGAGCUUUGGUUAAUUUGACAGUGUUACUACAUUUUAUUUUACCUUAAGGUACUGUACCACAGUUGAAUGUUUAACUGAUGCCAGUUACUCUUGUCAGGUAUGGCUUAAGGUAUAUUUACUGGUUCUGAGAAAGGUCCACAGGUCUAGUUAUGCUUGUUUCUUAUGUGCUUUAUUUUUUCUUCUUUUUAGUAUAAUGCAAUGCUGAUAAAGUUAUUGUUCAGCCAUAUUUCCAAGUAGGUAUUCUAUGAUAUAAAAUAAGGAAUACUUCAUGACAUAUGACUGUUAGCUGCUAUUGGUGCUUCCCUGAAGGUGGAAGGUAUCCAUAGAUCAAGGUACCUAUGCAUUCAUGUUUUUCCUUUGGCCUCCUUCGUAGCUUCUGUAUUAGGAAUGUUAUUGAUCUCAGUUGGACUAUGGAGAGACCAAUAUAAGUUUAUUUUAGUUUUCAGCAGGAAUCAUCAGAACGCUGCAUACAUCAAUAUACUGUAGUAACAAACAGACUGAAGACAUAUUGUCAAACAAAUAUUACUGUUUGUCUUGAAGUACAGUAUACAAGACCAGGAAAUCAUGUCUAUAAAAGCAGCUGAAAGUAUGCUGAUUUUCUUCUUCUUCUUUUCUUUUCUUUUCUUUUUAGAUUAACAUGUGUAUAGUAGUAUAGAAAUCAUAGUUGGACAGUGGAAGGUAAAUCUAACAGAAAUAUUCCAGAAGCCUUGGAGUGUAACAUUUUCAGUUUAGAAUUGCAAAUGCCUUUGCAUUGUGUGAAUGAGAUUCCAGGAUUUCCCACCUCUCAGUAUUUAAAUAUAAUGGAUUCUGUCUGUUCCAUAUUCAGUUUCAAAUGUACUGGACUACUUUUUUAAAAACUAAGAUAUAUAUUUUAUAACACAGAAAAGCCCAGUCACUGCUAUUGAAAUUGUGUUUAAGAAUGAAGUGUAAGGAAAGUGCAACGAUGAUCUUACAUACAGGAGUGUUGGUAUGUACUGAAAUUUCCUUGUUUAUUUUCCUGUUUUUCCAUAUGACCUCCAAAAAGCCAUACAACCAUAUUAAAAACAGCAGCUUAAUAUAGUACGUAGGGCCAGUUAAGAAUAUUUUUGGAUAGGUUAUCUAUCUCCCAUACUUUUUAUGUUAUGUAUCUGACACUCAUGCCGUGAUUAUUUAAACAUCAUUUUGUGUCUGUGAAGAAAAGGAAACAAAUAUAACAGCAACAUUGUAGUUACAUUUUAAUUUUUCACUGCUAAUUAUAUUAUAAUCUUAUGAUGUGCAAUCAAUUUUAGGUGCCUUAAAAAUAAAUGGAUUUAGUGUAUAAGACUACAUUAAUGCAAGGAAAUCACUUUGGUUCCCCUUUUUCAUUUAUUAUUUGAAAAAAUAUAUAUUGUAUUAUGAACCAUGCUGAUGUACAAAGGUUGACCUUUGAUGUUUUUUCUGUUAUUUUUAUGAUUAAUGUAAAUUAUUUACUGAUGUUAGGAGAGCUGGCUAUGAGUUAAGGUGGGACAUUAGUUGAUCAUGAAUAUUCUUUUGAAUAUGAAAUUAAAAGUUUAAAAAUAUGAUUAUGGCAAUAAUCAACAUUUUAAACAUGUUUAGUUUAAUUAUCAUAUUGAUAAUAACGAUAAUGAUAUUGAUAAAGAUUCUUAUUAUUUUUAUUAUUAUUAUAAUUAUAACUCAUUAUAUUUUUUUCUAUAAUAAUGAUAAUAAUAAUAAUAAUUAUUAUUAUUAUUAUUAUUAUUAUUAUUAUAUAUUAGUAUUAUUAUGAUUAUGAUUAUGACCUUCAGAUUAUCAGGAGAAUUGAUGGGUGUUCCUAUGGCAGCAGGUGCAAAUAUCGAAGAUUACAACAUAGGGAAAAGUACUUAACAGGGAAAAUAAAAAAGUGAUUGGAGAAUGCUUUAAGGGAAUGGUGGUUUCUGAGAUCUGUUACCAUUAGGUGCUGGUCAGAAUUACUUCUGUGGUGUGACUGCAGGUAAAUAAUUAUUCUGCUGCAGUAUAAAAGGGCACUAAAAUCUGUUCAAGUGGAAAGCAAGUGCUACUGUAUGGAGAACCAGUGGUACAAUUUUAAUGUACUGUAUAUGAUUCAGUGAUUGUGGAAGAUGUCUUAUUUAUUUGACUCAAGGUUUUGUAUGUGUGAUUCUAGUGAUGUGAAGAGUGAUUGGUGAUUGGGUUCUGAAAGAUUUGCCAUACACUAUAAAUUUUUUUUUUUUUUUCUUUUUUUUUUUUUUUUUUUUUACUUUAGUUAGUAAGACUGAAGGUGAUUUUGUCCAACCCGAAGUGUUGUAAAACUAUUGUGGAGCGAAUAUGUAGGUUGUAAAGCAGUAGGGAAGAAGUUGACAUUUUAAUCAUAAAUUGUUAUAUUGUUCGCGAAUAAUAACCAACUGAAUUGUUAGAAACAGAGAGCAAAAGUAUUUAUUUUGAAAAUAAAGUAUCAAGGAUUGAUUUAUAUUUUUCAGAGAUUAAGGCUUAGUUGAAACAUAUCUUUAUAAACUAUUUUAGUAAGAUAAGAAUGAGACAAGAAUAAGUGCAUUUUAGUUGAGAAAGAGAUGUUAUAAAACUAGACUUUGUUUGUCAUAGUGUGAAUGUCUCUAAACUCAGGUGACAUUUUAUAAUAAUAUAUUGGUACUCUUUUGUUCUGAACCAAUAUACAGUAACUAACCAAAAUACAUAAUUUAGUAUAUAAUUUUCUACAACCUGUUGUAUCUCUUAUAGAUCAUAUAUAUAAAGGUUUUAUGUAGUAUAUUGAUCAUACAUGUUUUAUGAUUAAGUUGAUAUAAAUAAAAUGUUGCCAAAUGUACAAUGGAAAAUAAACUCAACUGAUGAUGAUGUGUGCAACAUUGCAUUGUCAGAUACUAGACUGAAGUAAUUGUAAAGCAGUGGUCCUAUAGAUAUAUUGUUCUUAUUAUUCUUAUUGUUAUAUUUUCGCAUAGUCUUCUCUUGACCAUCAUCAAGCAAGAAAUACAGUACAAUAAUGUACAACUUAUAUCAAUAAAAUGAUACUGUGAUUUACA
This is a messenger RNA of Penaeus indicus, 5088 nucleotides long. It is a transcript of the gene Acsf3, whose product is annotated as malonate--CoA ligase ACSF3, mitochondrial-like. Gene Ontology annotation, biological process: fatty acid metabolic process. The transcript has 12 exons. The coding region runs from base 143 to 1903 and encodes 586 amino acids. Lineage: Eukaryota; Metazoa; Arthropoda; Malacostraca; Decapoda; Penaeidae. Gene Ontology annotation, molecular function: medium-chain fatty acid-CoA ligase activity. The record is from RefSeq and is a predicted model, not a curated record.